UCCUUAAACCUUACACUUACCUAUACAUGCUUAUCACCAGUUGACUACCCACCAGAGUUUCUUCCCUAGGUAUAAAUAUAGGAUUCCAUCAUCCUCAUUUUAUUAUUAUCACGUGCGGAUAUCACCCGGCGGAAUAAGACGGCUCGGAUUGACUUACUCACCUCCAACUAAGCCAAUCUAUCUUAUAACAUCUCUCAUUUAUACUAGUUCUCAUGAAGUUUGCUCAAGAAUUUAGAAAGUCUCUACAACAAGAAGGCUUCCCCCAAAAAUGGGUAAACUCUGCCGUUCCUUACGGCCAACUCAAAAAGUGUCUUAAAAAGGUUACCAAUGAGCUCCAAGAGCUUGGCCUAGAUAAAGACACUUUGUCUCAGUUAGCCACUACUCCAAAAGACCCAUCUACUGUGGCCUUUCACUAUCAUCUAGACGGCAAGACCACGGAUUCAAAACACUUUCGGCCAAGGUUAACCUUCUUCAUACACUUAAAGGACGGCGUGGCUGUAGACGCAAAGUUGACCCCCACUACGCGAGAUUUCCUGAAGAAGAUUGUUUCUAGGACAGAGGAUAUAUCGGGUUCAUUAGCAGAUGAACUCGGCAAUGAGAACUCGGUUCCUGCCUCUUAUAACCUGGAAAAGCCUCUUCUAUCUGAAGAGGAAUCCUCGUUAAUUCAAAAGAUCGAAGUACCUCUGGUCUUCGAUGGCGAGUUCUUCGAUAUCUUACAGACUGAUGUUUCGAACCUAGACGCGCUGCAAGAAGAAGAACAAGAUAAACUGGGGAAAGAGAUAGUGCUCCUGGGCCGGGAUAUUAAUAUGGCUACGAAACCAUCGAAAGGCCGGAAAGCAAGGGUAGACCUGGAGACUUGGCGCGAAAUCUUUGAAUUGUACCUGGAUGCCCGGGUCUUCUUUUCCACUUUAGAAAGUGAUCAUGGGGCCAGGACAAGCUCCCAAGCCGUUGAACAGCUUCGAUGGUUUCAAACCCAGGUGUUAUCGAGAAAGCUAGUCCAUAGCCUAAAGUUGGAUAACAGUCGGCAAGCCUACACUAGGUUUCUCAGCAUGAAUGCGCUGCUCGUACAAAUUCUCAAAUUUCAGGAGAUUAAUAACUUGGCGGUAACCAAGAUACUUAAAAAAUUCGAUAAGAGGACCUCGCUAAGCGUUUCCCGGGCAUUUCCCGUUACCGUACGAUCCAAUCAUCUCUUAGCAGGAAGUGUGGCCAAGGAUUUAUGUGCGCAAAUGUCGACGGAACUCAUCUCUGUCGUUCCGCAGCUUGACGAUUAUCUUUGCCCCAUCUGUUUUGCAGUGGCGUACUGGCCUGUUCGGCUGGAAUGCCAGCAUAUAUUCUGCAGUCGGUGUCUCGUUAAGAUGUCUCGAAAAGGAGAGAGGUUCUGUCCCCUCUGUCGAGCCGAUGUGAUCAUGCGAGCUAGUUUGGAAAACUUCGACAGCACACGCGCCGCAUUCCUUCGCGAAUAUUUCCCAAAGGAGGUUAAGGAAAAGAUUCGAGCCAACGAGCGUGAAAGGAAUAGGGAGAUAUUUGGACCCGACUACUCGGAUUCACCUUGCUCUGUGAUGUAAAGGUUGAAGCGACCGACCGCCUAUUUUUAAGAAAAUUAACAGCUUCUCGGGGCAAUUCAAGAGGUG
Messenger RNA from Annulohypoxylon maeteangense, 1631 nucleotides. RefSeq names its product SPX domain-containing protein. The transcript has 3 exons. The record is from RefSeq and is a predicted model, not a curated record. NCBI's taxonomy places the organism in Eukaryota, Fungi, Ascomycota, Sordariomycetes, Xylariales, Hypoxylaceae. The coding region runs from base 213 to 1565 and encodes 450 amino acids. Gene Ontology annotation, molecular function: metal ion binding.